AUGCCUGAUCGAACCCCAACAUCGCCACGUCAAAUCCAGAUCGAUCCUCAUCUUCCCAUACCACCCCGUGCAAUGUCCAUAACAUCCCCAACGGUCAUUACGCCUUCUCGUCAACCACUUCAACAUCGUAAUUCCCAUGGAGGUCCAAGGAGUCACAGACAUCAGAACGACGCAGACGCUAGGGAAAGACAAAUGCAGCAGGACAUAGAGAGUGCAAUGAGCAUGUCUCGUGCAAGGUCAGGUUCAUUAGCGGAUGCUUCACCACCUGUAGUGCGGCCUUCUGCACAACAUUUUCCAUCUACUUCACCAAUUGAUGAAGGACCUUUUCCCAUGUUAUCCGAUUCUGAAGAAGCAGAUAUGCAUCGAGCGAGAUAUCAUCGUGGUGAUGGCUCGAAUGAUGGAUCUGAUGAUGGUCAUGGUCAUGGACAUAGUCAUCGUCACGGUGGGAUGCAUUAUGAUAAUCAUGAUGAAGAAGAUAGAGGUGAAGGUAUGAUGGACAAUGGUCAAAGUGAAAGUAUAGGUGAAUCAAGUGGAUACGACUCACACGCUAGAUUGUUGACUAGACGUGGAUCAGAUGGUGAUGUACGUCGUAUAGGAAUGGGAAUAGAAAGACAUGCAGAUGUAAAAUCAAUAGGUGGAAUGGGUGGUGUACCAAGAAACAAUAGAUUCGAUUUUGCAGAAUUGGAAAAUUACGCAAAUAGAGAAAGAGAAAAUCAAUUUUCGACAGAAGGCGGAUGGGCUAUAAAUAACAACAUCAAUAAUAACAGCAGCAACAGCAACAAUAAUAGUAACAGCCACUCUCAACAUCAUAGUGACAACGAUCAACAUGAAGGACCAAGAAGAAGGAGUGUACCUAUUCAAGGACCUGACGCUGUCAGUGAAGAAAAUGUGAAUCAACCCCAAAUGGGAAGUUAUGAUACGUCAAUGGAGAGAACUCAGACAAUGUCAGCUUUUGGAGAUGAUAUGAACGAAGAACCAUUCUCACCGCAUCGUAACGGCAACACAGGUGAUGAUGGAGUGGAACAAACCUUUCACAGAAGAAGACAAAGAAAAUUAUCAGCCUCGAAUCCGGUAUUACGUCGACAAGGUAAAUUAGCCUUGUUCGAAGGAUUUGGAUCUUCCUCAAAUAACGCGGAUGGAGAAGUCAUUACAGAUGCGAAAUCAAAUGCAUUCAAAGCUCCAAGAUCGGGAAAUGGAUUCACACCUUAUUCAGAUAACGCACCUGGACAUGAUAGGCCUUAUCGAUUUUCAUUCUACUCAAACGCGAUGCCAGUGACUAUUCAUGCUAGGUCAUUAGCUGAACUUCCAGCUGAAGGUCAAUCAUUCGAAGAACUCUUUAAAGGGAAAAAUCAGUCUCAUUCGGAACAAGGAAGUGUAGCCACCGGUCUGAACAAAAGUGGUCAAGAUACACCUAUUCCUCCAAAUCAACCUUCAUUCGAACCUAGUACAAUAGCAAGUAAAACUAGCAUGUUAAGUAGAUCAAUCGCUGCACACCCAACUGGUCAGAGUAUGUCAAGAGAGCCCAGCAAACCUUCCGGGGGAGGUAAUAAUGGAGAUAAUACUGGUGUCGAGGAAGAUCCGGAACAAUUUACUUGGUGGUUGGACGUCCUUUCACCCACGGACGAGGAAAUGAGAAUGCUCUCAAAGGUCUUCGGCAUCCACCCCUUAACAACGGAAGAUAUCUUGCUUGAAGAGACGCGAGAGAAGAUUGAAUUGUUCAGAAAUUACUAUUUGGUCUGUUUCCGAUCUUUCGAUCAAGAUCCUUAUUCUCAAACUUAUUUGGAACCGUUGAACAUGUAUAUCAUCGUUUUCCGAGAGGGGACUCUAUCGUUCCAUUUCCGAGGUACACCGCAUCCUCAAAAUGUUCGAAGACGUAUCAAGCAUCUAAAAGACUAUAUAUCCGUGACAUCCGACUGGAUCUCUUAUGCUCUUAUUGACGAUAUCACCGAUGCCUUUGGACCUCUGAUCCAAUCUAUCGAAUAUGAAGUAGAUAGCAUCGAUGAAUUGGUUUUGAUACUGAAGGAAGCCGAACAGAGUGAUAUGUUGAGGAGAAUCGGUACUUGCCGAAAGAAAGUCAUGGGUUUACUUAGAUUGAUGGGAAACAAAGCCGAUGUGGUGAAAGGUCUUGCUAAGAGAUGUAAUGAACAAUGGCUUGUCGCACCUAAAUCAGAUAUAGGACUAUAUCUUUCAGAUAUUCAGGAUCAUUUGAUUACUAUGACACAGAAUUUGAAUCACUACGAGAAGAUUUUGUCUAGAUCGCAUUCCAAUUACUUGGCUCAAAUUUCAAUCGAAAUGACCGAUGCGAAUAAUCAAAUUAACGAUGUACUUUCAAAAUUAACUGCAUUAGGUACAGUCUUGAUUCCAAUGAAUUUAGUUACUGGUUUAUGGGGUAUGAACGUCCAUGUUCCAGGAGAAGAUAUUAAAGACGGGUACGCCUGGUUCGGUGGUAUAUUAGGUUGUUUGGCUUUAUUCGCCAUUUUAGGUGCAUGGGCAACUUACAAAUGUUUCGUUGUCCGAUAA
This is a messenger RNA of Kwoniella shivajii, 2520 nucleotides long. RefSeq lists its product as uncharacterized. The record is from RefSeq and is a predicted model, not a curated record. Bases 1 to 2520 code for a protein of 839 amino acids. Gene Ontology annotation, molecular function: magnesium ion transmembrane transporter activity. Gene Ontology annotation, cellular component: membrane. Gene Ontology annotation, biological process: intracellular magnesium ion homeostasis; magnesium ion transmembrane transport. The transcript is spliced from 12 exons. NCBI's taxonomy places the organism in Eukaryota, Fungi, Basidiomycota, Tremellomycetes, Tremellales, Cryptococcaceae.